AUGGCAACACCUUCCAGCAAUAGCCCGUCGAUUGCGGCUAUCCAGUACUUGAUAAAUCACGUCUUUCUUCCUCCAAGAUUACCCCAGGAAGAUGACUCCAAAGCUCAGCACGAAUCAUUACUGAUAAACAUCACCAUUGACGCUCUUUCGAAGUUCAAGGUUCAUGUCAACAAUGAUCAGAGUGAUAACAUCACUUCUGUUCUGCAAAUGAUGAUCGUCUUGAAGAACAUUCACCCUCCUCAUAGCAACAUCUACGAAGCAGAGUUUCUGCAGGCUCUCGGAGACCUCCCAAUCAAAGGUGAGUACCUGUCGUCUAUAAACUCUACUCAAGUUAAUUGUCUCAUAGGGGGCACAAUCCCAUUGUAUGUCCGCGCUCAAAAUGCUGGUCUCCUAAUCAGAAAAAUCGACAAGAAUUACCAUUUUGAAGCAUUUGAGUUAUCACCUCUCAAUGAACAGGUGAUAAAGACUAAAGGCAGGCUUCGGCGAAUGUUUCCAGGCCGCGUGUUACUUGUCAAACCCGAAGUCUUUGAACAACCCGACUUCCAAGCUACGGUAGCCCACACUCUUUCGAAGAUGGGUCACCAAGCCGUGAUCGGUACACAACCUCAAGCGAAGAAGGCAGGGCAGAUGCUGGACGAGGAUCGGGAUACUGCUCACCCGAAGAUGGUCACGGAGCUUUUCUUCGGUUUCUUAGGCGCUGUUGCUGAGCCUGUGGAUGGACACCCUCUAUGGAAGAACACUCGAGAAGAAGUGUUGUGGCUCGACAGUCACCGACCUUGGAGAAGAUCGCCCCAAUGGUUGCUUAUGCGUGUUGCUAUGCAGCAUACAGCAGAAGCCGUGUACAAGGAAUUCAUGAUGUUUUUCAUGGCCUAUGUUCUUGAGAUGUCCCAUCAACGCCCGGACAUUGACAGCGAUCUCAUACAUAUCAUGCAUGCCAAGAUUAUCCGACGUUUGCUCAAGCUCAAUCCCACCUCCGAUUGUCCUGGACUUGAAUUCGUGCAAGUAGUUCUACAACGCACUUCCAAUGUCCUUCGAAACAGAUGGACAAUCAUUCAGAAGCAAGCAGACCCGACUUGCAAUUUAUCAGAACUUCCGCAAUUGGACUUUAUUACCGACACGAUCAUGUCCCUUCCGGGGCUAGAUCAAUAUCUCCAAAUGAGACAUAAGCGAAAGCAUCAAAGCAAUUCUGUGGCAUUCCAAUCCGGAUCCAAAUUGAUCAAGUGUUCAGCCAAAGACCUACCACCGGACGUACAAUCUUCGAAUCCGGAUAUUUUGCCGUACAAUGUAAAGAAUGUCGAAUCCUGGGUGGAAUCCCAUUUGGACGCCUGGGUAGCGCGAGAACUCGAUCACAACACCACGUGCCAAAGACUCGCUGGCUUGAUUCAGAGUUAUUUUGCUGCUGCUUCUCGUUUGUGUCAAGGCAACCCCGAAACUACCUCCAUAAUGCUCCUCACUAUUCUGGAGAUUUGGAUCGCUUGUGACAAAGUUGCCUGCCACGUCUGCAAUAUCUUGCAACACUACGAUCCGGGCAUCCCACGAGAACUUUUCACAUCGUUGCUGCUACCAUUGAAGUCUCAAAUGCUGAGGCUACUCAACGCAGAAAAGUAUCUGAAUGAUCGCCGACGUAUUGCCGAUGAGAAGGUCCCAGACAUCUUCAAACAUUUUGGAAGUGUAGACUCCUUCUCGGUUCGAUAUUUCCAACAAUCUUCUGAGCAUCGAGAGCUGUUUGAAAAGAUUGUACGUCACGCCACAGAACAACGACAAGCAAAAUGCGCAGAGCUUGCCCAAAAGAAGAAGCUGUACAAUGAUCUAAUCAAAAAGUGCGAUCUGAUCGUGGAUCACGAAUCUCGUGAAGUUCUCGUUGAUUCGUACACUGAUAUCAACGGAGAACGUCACGAAAUUAAAAUGCCAACACAUCCAAGUACUUGCCAGAAGUGUGCCUACAAGACUCAAGCCGAUCGAUUAAGAAUCGAGACUCAUGAAUGGCCACUUCCUGAGAAUAAUAUGAAUGCACAAUCUGUGGUUUUCGAACUCAAUGUUCCAUCUUGGUUCGGAUAUUGGCGCGAUGCAACUGUGUUCUUCUUGAUCGAUAUUCUCCAGAGCGAAUAUAGCGUGUCGCAGUCACCUCGAUCACGUUACCCCCUACAUACUUAUAGCGGACUCUCCUCUUUCUUCAAGCAAUUCAGCGGGAUGCAACGAAUCGGCAUGCUCUCGGAGGAUAAACCCUCUGGAAAUACACACCGACGAGAAGUUCUUGUCUCCACGAGCAAUGAGAACGCCGUUUGUGUGAAUCAUGGACCCAAGUUUAAGUAUCACGACAGUACCCUUGGAUGCUUUGUUGAUAGCUUUUGCGUUUCUGAUGAAAUCUCAAAACGCUGUACAUUCACACUGCCCACUCGGGUGGCUUCGCUGCAACGUUUCAUCUUCCGUCCUGAGUUGUUGCCAGAUGGCCCCAAACCAAAUGCGGUCCCCGCUAGCCAAUCAGAAUGCCCAGUCUCUAUGUCACCUGCCGAAUAUACAGCUUUGAGUACCCUUCCCCUAGGCUGUAGAAUUCAAUGGCGCAACAUAGAGGUUGAAUUGUACAUGCCUACUGUAGACUUCAAGAAAGUCGAGACAACUCUGGUCAUUUUGCAAGUUAUCUACCAAGCUGGCCGUCUUGAAGGCAAUGGUGUCCUCCGAGAGAGUCAUGCGAUUGUUGGCGACACGCAAUUCGCCACUACUCUCUUGGUUGCCCUUGAGCAGGCUCUGCAGCGAAUUAAAGAGAAUUGGGAGUCCUCACAAGCUCUCUGUACUUUCAUCUCACUCGCAACUCGAGUACUGUCCUUGACUGCCUCAAAAAACCUUGCAGAUAAAUAUUUACUUUAUAUUUCAAGUAUUCGAUGUGUCGCUUUCAAAUGGGCCAUGUAUCUCAAGAAAAAAGCUUCCACUGCUACCGACGAUAAACAGAGAGCGGAAUUUCGACUGAAAGCCGUCGAGAUUGCGUUGAUCUGUCUCACGUCUUUCAAUCUUGAAGGCGAGUACUUAGACAGAACUCUUUCUGUACAAGAGGACGCUUCACUAUUCUUCCAAUGCUGCUUCCUCAUCCAAGAAGAGGACUACAGCAUCUCGAGCUCUUCCGACUGCAUGGUUACUUUACUGUACCAUCGCUGGAAGAUGAUAUCUUUCCGCAGCUAUCAUAUACUGAGUGAAUCUAUCACCCAGGGAGACGACGCAGCUUUGAAUGACGCCGUGAAAAAGACUUGGUCUGCGUUCGAAGCAGGAGAUCACUGGCAAAAAGUGUCAAGAGAUCUUGAUUACUGGCUCGUCAGCCAUACUGCAUCCAACAGCGCUUCUGGAUCACUUACAGUUCAUUUCAACUUGCUAACAGGCAAGCUUCUUGUGGACGGCUUGCCACUAGCUCGUCUACCAUCGAAAUACGAACAGCACUCAACAUACCGCUCUCUCUUCGGCAAUUCGACCCUUGAUAUCAUGCCAACGUCUGCUCCAGGUAUGCAAUUUUCUGGCAAGGAAGAGUUCUCAGGACAUACCGUUCAUUUUAAUAUGGUGCCUUCCCAAGAUUCGGCUGGCAAGACUGUAAAAGACUUCUUAGUCCGGGCUUCUAGACAGGGGCAAAGUUUCGAGCUCAUUCCAUCAAGACUCCUCGAGGGGGAGUUUCCGUCAGACUUGGUCACGAACUUUGCUCAUUGGUACAAUGUCACGGAUAAUUCUGUGGAAUUUCGACCGAUUGGAGAUCCCUGGACUCGAUGUCUUGACACAUGUUGGGUAUUAACCAAGUCGAAAGCCGGGUUUUCAAGUCGAUGGCGCUUGGUGAAAGAAUCUCAAGAUACUUUGCUCAGCAUCAAGAGUGCUACAGCUAGAACUCUGUCUAAGAUACUCGCACCCCUCGAGGACCCAACACAAAUCCACAUCGUCUUAAAUCUUGGUCUCUCGCCAUUGAUGAUCAACAUUGAGCUUCCCAGGUUUCAGCUAGGAUUUCGGCUACAGUCUCAAACGUCCGACAUACAGUCAAAACAAUUUCGAGGGAUGAUCAUCGAUACAGACCAGUCUCUGGGAACUCUUGUUGGACUUUCAAACAAACUCGUACUGACGCAAAGAAAGCGCGACCGACGCCUUGUUCUCGUCCCUGAGGGGCCCGUUUCGUGCCAGUCGAAGGCAUACGGGUCAGUCAGUCACGUCAAUGUCGAAGUGGAAAAACCCCUGUCUACCAGAGUCCAUGCAUACAAUGUGGACAGAAUGACCGGCAAGCUAUCAGAUAACGGAAGCCUGCAAAGCAAAUUAUAUCUAUGUUAUUUACAUAGCCUCACAUCCUUCUGUUUGGCCGAUCCCCUUACUCGAAGUACUGGGACAGAGCAGGCUUUGUCGAUUUUAGAUUCUGCCGCGAUCAAGUCAAUUGUUCAACUAGCCCCAAGCAACAUUGAGCUUUUAGGUCUGCUGGGAUAUUUGACUCCUGGCAGAAGCUAUUACCCAACGAAUGAGCGUGUCAUGCAGAGUAUUGAUUGGUCUAUGCACGUUGGUUUCAUGGCGCGGCAUGGCAGCUUUCAUAAAUCUGUUCAAUCGAUAUAUGACCAAGCGGAGACAUACAGCAUAUUUCAACCAGAAUCUUGCAUUGAGCGACGACACCAGAGAACUGUUGACCUACAUUUACUUGAACGAGAUUGUAUUCGAUCGUCAACCUUUCGUGUUUCGGGCUCCGGUGCAGAAGAACAUACUGUCAAACACGACCAAAUUUACACAUCCAGAGACCAGAACCAGGAUUCUGAACAAGAGCACAAGGCGUUCGCAAUGGCAUACAUCAUAGCCCACAGACGUAGGUAUUUGCACAAACCAGUUCGACAACGCCUGGCAGACCACCUGCUGGCCAUACUCUCGGAGGCCCGAACUGUUUAUGGCCCGAGCCGGCCGUUGCCAUUGUCAGAUAUACGCUACGAUGGUCUCCUUCUUCAGAAUCAUAUGGUCUUUCUGGCACAACAUUGGAUGCCUCUUCACCAUGCGCUUCGAGGAGCAAGAUCUUCUAUUGAUGAAUUUCGCCUCAUGAUUUGGCUCUCCACCUUAGGGUAUUCAACCAACGCCGACAUGGAGGCUCUCCAGGCCGUGGCUUCCUUCUAUACGACACCAGAAGUAGGUCUGAUAUCUGCUCCGCCGAUCAUCUCAUUUCAGCUUGACGCAGGAACUGAUGUCAAACCUGACGAAUUGCUAAAGAUUUUCCGACCAGCCCUCUUCGUACUCACUCGCUGCCCGGAGGGGACUUUAAAAAAGAAGCCAUACGAGAAAAACAAUCAGUUCGUAAACAGACGCCAAUCUGAAUUUCAAAGAAACCAGGACAAAGCUCUGAACGCGUUAGCUACAGCGUUGAAGGAACAAUGGCCAUGUGAGGUCCCGACAAUGCCUGGCCAGGAGCAACGUAAGACCAUAGACGCUUAUAUGAACGUUGAGCAGGCAGUCCAGCUUGCAAAGCCACGUUUCAAAGUCUGGUUCGAAAAUCGUCGGUAUCUCAAGUACUUAGAAGAUAUUUCGACAGUCCUUUCCGUACAAUCUGUCAAGCCUGUGCCGAGACCAUCAUACGUAAAGAAAGUCCCUACGCCGUCUCUCCAGAGCGAACAAUACCAGAGAUUUGUCAGUACCGACACCAUAUUCAGUUGUUCAGCUCCCCAGCUUCCACAAUUGAAUAAGACCUCUAUUACAGGCCUCGUCGCUCAUUACCCCGAAGCCAAAUUAGAAGUGCCUCUUCUCAAUAUCUUGUUAGAGAGUCUCGAGCAAUCAACUACUUCGAACUACGAGGAGAAUUACGCUAAAGCGCUUCGUGGUAGUCUUGGUUCGUUGCAGGGAUUUGAAAAUCGACUUCACUUGCAGUUGGAUCGUGGCGUCCGUAAGGCUCGUCUUUCCGAUUACCUUAUUAGUUGCAGAGUACAUGUUCAACAGGUCUUUGAUGCUAUCAUUUGUUGUCUAGCAUCCUCCAACAACUCUAUAUCGAUGUCUCUGGCUAUUGAGGUUAAUCAAUGGCCAAGACUUUCUCCGAUAUUCCUGCUUAGGCAGCUCAAUCGCAAGCGUUGGAGUGGAAUUCCAAGCCGCUGGCAAGAAUGUAUCAUUCAGUAUGGACUUGCUUUCACCGAAUUACAUAGAGCUGAAAGACUUCUAAGCUACGCCGAUAACGAAAUGGAGCUCAUUCGAGAGCUUCAAAACGCCGGCCAUACGAAUUGGAGCCCUUUCGAGUAUCCCGAGUCCCUACUCCUUGAGGUUGAGAGCGGCAUUAUGAUCCGAGAAGUACAAGAGCAGAUCGCUGGACACAUGAGGAAACCAGCAUCUGGUGCAAAUUCUGUCAUGCAAUUGAACAUGGGAGAGGGAAAGUCCUCGGUCAUCGUUCCAAUCGUAGCUGCCGCUCUUGCAGAUGGCUCCUGUCUGGUCCGAGUCAUCGUUGCUAAGCCCCAGUCAAAGCAGAUGUUGCAAAUGCUAGUAUCGAAACUGGGCGGAUUGCUGGAUCGACAGGUGUAUCAUAUGCCAUUUUCUCGUGCAUUGAAACUUCAUCCCGAAGAUGGGAAAGCAGAAGCUAUGGGCAAGAUUUACCGAGAUUGCACGCAGAAUGGUGGUAUUCUCCUAGUACAACCGGAGCACCUGUUGUCAUUCAAACUUAUGGUCCUCGAGUGCUUCAUCGCGGACAAAGCCCUGAUUGGCAGAUCUCUUCUGAGAAUGCAAGAAUUUUUUGAUAGGUCGUCGCGCGACCUUGUCGACGAGAGCGAUGAGAAUUUCAGUGUCAAAUUUGAGCUGGUCUAUACCAUGGGCUCCCAACGUCCGAUCGAGUUCAGCCCCGAACGUUGGUUGUGCAUUUUCACCGUCCUGGAUAUGGUCAGACAGUUUGCAUUUGAGGUCAAGAAUGAGUUCCCUCAGUCACUCGAUGUCGAUCAACGACAGCCAGGAAGUUUCCCUCGCAUUCGAUUUCUCCGACCUGAUGCCGAGCGAGAAAUUAUCGGUCGAAUCGCCCAACACAUCUGUGAAGCUACUGGCAUGAAUGGACUUCCAAUUGUUAGACGGUCGAAACCUGACAGACAAGCUGUGUACAGAUAUUUGACCGAAGCAAACCUUAGCCCAGAGGAAAUCGCCUUGGUUGAAGGUCCUGGUGGUUUCUGGACAUCAUCAACAUGCAAUGCUCUUCUUCUUUUGAGAGGUCUGUUUGCUUGUGGAAUUUUAUCGUUUGCAUUCGGUCAGAAGCGUUGGAGAGUCAAUUAUGGGCUUGACGUCACUCGUAAGCCUGGGACAAAGUUGGCGGUACCAUAUAGAGCCAAAGACAACCCUACUGCUCGCUCUGAAUUCAGCCAUCCUGACGUUGUCAUUGUCCUGACGUCUUUGACUCAUUACUAUGGAGGCUUGCAGGAUGACGACCUGUCUAUGGCUUUCGCCCACCUGCUACGAUCGGAUCAGGCAGAUAUCGAAUAUGGGGUCUGGGUUAGAGAUGCCCCAAGUCUACCACAUUCCUUUAAAACUCUGUCAGGCAUCAACCUAAAAGACCGCAUCCAGUGCGAAGAGCAAGUUUAUCCUAGUCUCCGAUACUCGAAAGGAGCAAUCGACUACUUUCUGGCUCGUAUCGUCUUCCCAAAGGAGAUGAAAGAAUUUCCCCACAAAUUGUCCGCAUCUGGAUGGGACAUUGGAAAAACUAGACCACCUGGACUUCCAUUGACAGGUUUUAGCGGUACAAACGACUCACAGAUGGUUCUUCCACUUACCGUUGGACAUUUAGAUCUUCCCGAGCAAGAACACACCAAUGCUCUUGUACUAAAGUACCUCCUACAGGACGAAAACUCUGUCGCUCUGAUGAAGCCACGGUUCGAUGCUUCAAUCUCAGACGCCCGAGCUUUGUUGGCCAUGGUGAUCGCAAUGCCCGAGAAAGUUCAGGUGAUUCUUGAUGUUGGUGCGCAAAUUCUCGAACUCGACAACCUGGAGGUUGCAAAGGAAUGGCUGAAAAUGAUGUCCAAUGACGAAGAUGCGCAAGCCGUUAUUUUCUGCGAUGACAAUGACGAGCUUUGUGUUCUUGAUCGACACAACAAUAUCGAAGCCUUGCAAACAUCUUCAUUUGCAACGCAGAUGGAUGUUUGUCUCGUUUACUUAGACGAGUCCCAUACACGUGGCACUGAUCUCCGAUUGCCAACAACAUAUCGAGCCGCUGUUACUAUGGGUCCUAAUUUGACGAAGGAUCGUCUAGUUCAAGCAUGCAUGAGAAUGCGAAAGCUAGGGAAAGGCCAGUCAGUAGUCUUCUGUGUUCCGGAAGAGAUCAAGGCCAGAAUACUGGCCCGAGCAUCAAAAUUGAGCGACGCGAGCAUUGAUGUAUCUGACGUUCUUAGUUGGGCAAUCUCUGAAACUUUCGUCGACACACGCAAAAGCAUUCCACUUUGGGCAGCCCAAGGUCAACGAUUUGAGCAGCAGAGCGAGCUAUGGGCUGCGACUUGUACCCAGGAUGGCUUCGUCAUGUCGCAGUCUCAAGCUGAGAGUUUUCUCGAAGAUGAGAUGCAGAGCCUGGACCAUAGGUAUCGACCGCGUGUCAGGGCCAAUUCAGUAUCGCUCAUGCAGCCAAGCAGCAACCAAAAUCUGAAUAAGAUCGCAGAGCGCUGCAAAGAAUUGAACAAUCUCAACUUUGUCUCUGCCACGCUCCAAGAAGAACAAGAGCGCGAGCUUGCGCCCGAGAUUGAGCAAGAGCGUCAGACUCAGAAAGCGGCUCCGGCAGAACCAGCAGACCACAAAUUGCAUGCUGACCUGAUGAAAUUCGUGUCUGCUGGGGUCCCGGUCCCAAACUCAAAAGCUUACAUACCGGCUUUUUCAUCAUUGCGCACUACCAGCGCAGCAAAAGGUUUCGAUGUCUCCCAAUUCCCGAACGAUCUCCUGGUCACAGAGGACUUUUCAAAGACGAUUCAAGUAUCUAGUUACAGCACGUACAUCUCGGAUAGCUUUCAACGACCUGUACGUUGGGUUCUCACGAGCACGGGACCACUUGGUGGAACUACGAUCAAGCACAUGCUGAUCAUCAGCCCUUUCGAGGCAAACUUGAUCGAGCCACAGAUCAGUGGAUCGAAAAUGAUCACUCUGCACCCGUACGCCCCAAGAUUGACUCUUGGAUUCCUUCCGAUGGACAGAUUGGAUUCUUCAACAUGUCCAUCUCGGUCGCCGUCCUUAAUAGUACCUCGUAAGUUCGUUGUUCUACUCAAUUUGUUUGCAGGGCAGCUAUAUUUCAGCUCAUUCGAGGAAUAUACCGAGGUCUGUGACCUGCUUGGCCUUGCGUGGGAAAAAUCUGAGAAUGGCAGCAGCGUUGCGCCCGAUGGAUUUAUCUUGAAGAGUGGCAAUAGCAGUAGACAGUCGACGUUCAAGCAGAGCCCUACCAUGUUCUUGCAAGUCCUCAUGACAAAGGUUCGCAACCACUGCGAAAGCAUCGAGAAGACUCAUAUGGGGAAGAUGUUGAAUGGAACGUUGCUGACUCGGGCUGAUUUUGAGAAGCUGGAGGAUGGGCUUGCAUGAUCUCAUGGUCUUUCAAAGUGGAUGCGGUCAUCAGAGGGACUGGCGAUCUGCAGGGGACGUUGCUUGCAGAUGGGAUAGAGUUUAGGGGAUAAAAACACUAUUUGUAUCAAUAAUUUGUCGAAGAAGUCUGUAAGGG
This is a messenger RNA of Mollisia scopiformis, 9631 nucleotides long. RefSeq lists its product as uncharacterized. Bases 1 to 9495 code for a protein of 3164 amino acids. The record is from RefSeq and is a predicted model, not a curated record. Lineage: Eukaryota; Fungi; Ascomycota; Leotiomycetes; Helotiales; Mollisiaceae. The transcript has 3 exons.